AUGUGCUGCUCCGGCUGGACCCUCGCCAUGGGUGGUGGGGCGGUGGGAGGGGCGAGCCCACUUCACCGUUCUCCCCUCAACCCCACUCUCCCCUCAACCCCACUCUCCCCUCAACCCCACUCUCCCCUCAACCCCACUCUCCCCUCAACCGCACUCUCCCCUCAACCCCAUUCUCCCCUCAACCCCAUUCUCCCCUCAACCCCUCCCCUCAACCCCAUUCUCCCCUCAACCCCAUUCUCCCCUCAACCCGAUUCUCCCCUCAACCCCAUUCUCCCCUCAACCCCAUUCUCCCUUCAAACCCAUUCUCCCCUCAACCCCAUUCUCCCCUCACCCCCACUCUCCCCUCAACCCCAUUCUCCCCUCGCCUCGCCUCGCCUCGCCCCAGCCCGCUCACCUCAUCUUACUUCAUCCCACCUCACCUCAACUCACCUUACCUCACGUCACCGCACCUCACCUCACCUCACCUCACCGCACCUCGGGCACGCCGCCGACACGCGUGGCGACGACGAAGAGGCCGCAGCAGGCGGCCUCGAGGAUGGCGAUGCAGAAGGCCUCGGGACAAACGUGGUGAAAGUGGACGAGAAAAGCAAGGAGAGGGAUGAGUGUUGGAGUACGAGAAUAGUGCAGGCGGACAAUGUGGCGUGGCAGACAAAGUGGCGUGGCAGACAAAGUGGCGUGGCAGACAAAGUGGAGUGGCAGACAAAGUGGCGUGGCGGACAAUGUGGCGUGGUGGACAAUGCAACAGAGUGGGGCUUACUUGGAACCGCAUCUUCGUGCCAGCUGGCUGGCAGGAAGGCGUGA
Molecule: messenger RNA, 801 nt
Organism: Closterium sp. Naga37s-1
Lineage: Eukaryota; Viridiplantae; Streptophyta; Zygnematophyceae; Desmidiales; Closteriaceae
Source: the annotation of a GenBank genome assembly